This is a messenger RNA of Ustilago hordei, 5127 nucleotides long. Its product is annotated as putative ARO1 - Pentafunctional AROM polypeptide. Gene Ontology annotation, cellular component: cytoplasm. Gene Ontology annotation, molecular function: 3-dehydroquinate synthase activity; 3-dehydroquinate dehydratase activity; shikimate 3-dehydrogenase (NADP+) activity. The transcript has a single exon. Gene Ontology annotation, biological process: chorismate biosynthetic process; aromatic amino acid biosynthetic process. The coding region runs from base 1 to 5127 and encodes 1708 amino acids. The record is from RefSeq and is a predicted model, not a curated record. Lineage: Eukaryota; Fungi; Basidiomycota; Ustilaginomycetes; Ustilaginales; Ustilaginaceae.
AUGGCAUCUACACAGCCAUCAUCCCAGUCGGCAGCCGAACCCGUGCUGAGGACAAAGACGCCUUCAUACCACGCUCCUCCUUCCACCGACCCUCUUACUGGCGCUACCAUUCACACUCUUCGUUGCCUUGACACACCCAUUCAUCUCGGCUACCAUCUCACUCCUCACAUCGCCAGGACGCUUCUCUCCACCCUACCUUCAUCCACCUACGUCCUCAUCACCGACCAGAACCUCGAAUCGAGAUGCAGCGUCACCACCGCUUUCCGUCGCGAGUUCGAAAAGGCCGCUGCAGAACUCAGUCCUUCGCACACCUGGAAGCUUCUCACCAAGGUCAUCCCGCCCGGCGAAGCCUCCAAAAGCCGUCAAGGCAAGAAUGCCAUCGAGGAUUGGAUGUUUGAGCACCGUGUCACCCGUGAUGCUGUUAUGCUUGCUGUUGGUGGUGGUGUGAUUGGCGAUCUUGUGGGAUUCGUAGCUGCUACUUUCAUGCGUGGUCUCAAGUUUGUUCAGAUCCCAACUACGCUCCUUGCUAUGGUCGACUCGGCGGUGGGUGGUAAGACCGCGAUUGACCACCCGCUGGGAAAGAACUUGAUUGGCAGCUUCCACCAACCCAACUACGUCUUUAUUGAUGCUGCUUGGCUCAAAACCUUGCCAGCCCGCGAGUUCAGUAACGGUAUGGCGGAAGUCGUCAAGACCGCUGCUAUUUGGGAUCCGAUCGACUUUGCCAAGCUCGAGUCUAGUGCACCUGCGAUUCGAUCUGCUGUGCUUGGUCCUUUCGCUAAGCAUGCUCCCCUCGAUGAGGGCAGGACACUCGAUACCCGUACCCAGGCUCAGUCCUUGCUUCUCGAUGUCAUUCGCGGUUCCGUUGGUGUCAAGGCUCAUAUUGUUACUAUCGACGAGAAGGAAACCGGCCUGCGAAACCUCGUCAACUUUGGCCACACAAUUGGUCACGCUAUCGAAGCCGUCCUCACACCUGAGAUGCUCCACGGUGAGUGCAUCUCGAUCGGAAUGAUCCUCGAAGCCGAGGUCGCUCGUUACAUGCACGGUCUCAGCCAGGUUGCCAUUGGACGUCUCACCCGUUGUCUCAAGGAGUACGACUUGCCUGUCACCCUCUCCGACCCGCGCCUCACCCGUCUUCCCAAGUCGCUCGACGUCACUGUCGACCGUCUCCUCGACAUCAUGAAAGUUGACAAGAAGAAUUCGGGCAGCAACAAGAAGAUUGUCCUCCUCAGUUCCAUCGGUGACACUGUCGAAGAUAAAGCUUCCACCGUCAGCGACGACAUCAUCCGCCGUGUCCUCUCCCUUGGUGCUACCGUCACACCCAUCCUUGAGCAACCCAACAAUCCCAAGGUGACCCUCUCGACUCCCGGUUCCAAGUCGAUCUCCAACCGUGCUCUCGUUCUUGCUGCUCUUGCCGGCAACACUUGUCGUUUGCGCAACAUGCUUCACUCCGACGACACACAGGUCAUGAUGUCUGGUCUCCAUGACUUGCAGGCCGCUCGCUUCGAGUUCGAAGAUGGAGGAGAGACUAUCGUCGUUCACGGCAAUAACGGUGCUCUUCGUCGCCCUGCCAACAGCAAGCAGAUCUACCUUCAGAACGCAGGUACUGCAGCUCGAUUCAUGGCCACUGUCGUCAGCCUCGUUGAGAAUGAUGGCAACCAAGAACCUGUCGUGAUCACCGGUAAUAAGCGUAUGAAGGAGCGUCCUAUCGGUGCGCUUGUUGAUGCGCUUCGCUCCAACAGCACCUCGAUCGACUACUUGGAGGCUCAUGGAUGCUUGCCUCUUGCGGUUAAGGGUACCGAGCGCGGUUUCAAGGGCGGCAAGAUCCAGCUCUCGGCUACGAUCUCUUCGCAGUACGUCUCGUCGAUCUUGCUCUGCGCUCCUUAUGCGGCUGAGGAUGUCGUGUUGGAGCUUGUUGGAGGUCAGGUCAUUUCGCAGCUCUACAUCGAUAUGACCAUCGCCAUGAUGGCUACCUUCGGUAUCAAGGUCGAGCGUCUGUUGGACCCUGCCACAGGUCGACCUUCCAACACGUACAGGAUUCCCAAGGGCCACUACAUCUCGCCUGACGUGUACGACAUUGAGAGUGAUGCUAGCAGUGCUACUUACCCGCUUGCUAUUGCUGCUAUCACCGGUACCGAAUGCACAGUUCCCAACAUCGGCUCUGCUUCUCUUCAAGGCGAUGCUCGUUUCGCUAAGGAGGUUCUCGAACCGAUGGGAUGCAUUGUUCAUCAGACCGCCACUUCGACCACUGUUAUCGGGCCUAAGGUUGGUCAGCUUCGUCAGAUCGGCUUGGUGGACAUGGAGCCCAUGACCGAUGCCUUCCUCACCGCUUCCGUGCUUCUCGCUGUUUCAGCACAGCCCCCUGCCAACGGCUCUACCUCGACUGCUCGCCCUUCCACCCGCAUCACAGGAAUCGCCAACCAGCGUGUCAAAGAAUGCAAUCGUAUCCGCGCUAUGAUGGACGAACUCGCCAAAUUCGAGGUCGAAACCAAGGAACACGAAGAUGGUCUCGAGAUCUUCGGUAUCGAUUACCGCCAACUCCGAUCCAACGUUCGCGUUCACUGCUACGACGACCACCGUGUAGCUAUGGCUUUCUCCGUUCUUUCCUCUCUCGCACCGGGUGCGAUUUUGGAAGAGAAGCGAUGUGUCGAAAAGACUUGGCCGAACUGGUGGGAUGAUCUGGAACGCAAGCUUGGGAUUCGUGCUCAUGGUGUUGAUCCUGAAUGCUCGCCGAGCUUGUGCAUUUCUCCUUCGCACUUCAACAAGGCCAGCGUGGCAGGUGCGAAUGGGAAGCAGGCUACAAUUUUGAGCCAGUUGACCAGUAGCGGGGCGCUGGCGCCGAAGAAGUACGCCAAGGAUGCGACUAUCUUUUGUAUUGGCAUGCGUGCGUCGGGAAAGACAUUUUUGGGUGCGAUUGGUGCAGCUGCGUUGGGAAGAACGUUUGUUGAUGCUGAUGUUGUCUUUAACCAGAAGCUCGGAUCGAAGGAUGGGUUGGGUGAGUUCGUGAAACAGCAUGGAUGGCCCGCGUUCCGACAGAAGGAAUUGAAGAUUUUGGAAGAGCUCAUGCUGCACCAUCCCACCGGCCACCUCAUUUCGCUCGGUGGAGGAGUAGUCGAAACUGAAGCCUGCCGCAAGCUUCUCGCUGAAUACGCUCAGACCAAAGGACCAGUCGUCUACAUCGUCCGCGACACGGAAGCCAUUGUCAAUUUCCUCGCUACCAGCGACCGCCCAGCUUACGGAGAACCCAUUAUGGACGUCUACCACCGUCGCAACCCAUGGUUCAGCGAAUGCUCGUCUGUCGAACUCGUCUCUUACUCGGAAGGCGAGAGUAUGACGGCACAACCAUGUGCAGCCAACGUCCCAGAUCCGUCGUUUACAAUCCAGAAGCAGUUCGGAUUGGAGUCGGAGGUGGCGAGAUUCUUCAAGUUCGUCACUGGGCAAGAUACUAAUCAGGUGGAAGAUCUGGUGGUGGAUAGCAGGAAGGGAGGGAGGAGGACUUACUUUUUGAGUCUUACUUUCCCGGAUGUAGUGCCGAAGUUGGAGUUGAUUAGGAGUAUGGAGUCUGGUGCGGAUGCGUUGGAGUUCCGUGCCGAUCUUCUGAACCCGUCAGGUCAGCCAGUGACGACACCUCAAGUUCCACCCAAUGACUUUGUGAGGAACCAGUUGGCGGCAUUGCGACACCGCACUUCGCUCCCAAUCGUGUUCACCGUCCGUACUCAUUCGCAGGGAGGUAUGUUCCCGGACAACCACCAGAAAGAGUACUUUGACCUGAUCAGUCUUGCCCUGCGACACGGUUGCGAGUAUAUUGAUCUCGAGCUUGGCUUCGACGAUUCUCUCCUCACCGCCGUAGUGGAAGCUAAGGCAAACAGUCAGAUCAUUGCCUCCCACCACGACUGGUCCGGAAAUCUAGACUGGGAAAGCGAUACAACAGCUGCAAUCUACACCCGGGCUUGUCAGUUCGGCGAUAUCGCAAAGAUCAUCGGCAAAGCGAACUCGAUGGAGGACAACUACAGCUUAGAGCGAUUCCGAGCUAAGGUUUCUGCUUCAGCAACGAAGCCUUUGCUAGCGGUGAACAUGGGUGCUGCCGGGCAGUUCAGUAGGGUCGUGAACCCUGUGUUCACACCGAUCACACAUGAAACGAUGCCAGUUAAAGCCGCUCCUGGACAACUCACCUUCCGACAAAUUCAGACUGCAUUGGCACUCAUCGGUCAAACCACGGCGCUCAAGUUUGCGCUGUUCGGUAGCCCGAUCAGUCACAGUUUGAGCCCAGUCCUCCACAAUACGGCUUUUGGUGCUUUGGGUUUGCCUCAUCACUACGAGCUGUUCGAAACGGCUGAGGUGGACGAUGCUAUUGCUGCCUAUGUUCGCUCGGGUGACUUUGGCGGGGCUAGUGUAACGAUCCCCCACAAACUUGCUAUUAUAAAGUAUUUGGAUCAGGUCAGUGACGAAGCGAAAGCCAUUGGUGCGGUUAACACCGUGAUCCCCAUCCGCGAUGCAGAGGGGAAAGUGACAGCGCUGCUCGGGGAUAACACGGACUGGAUCGCAAUCGAGACUCUGGCCCGACGUUCCCUCCGCACUGUCCACCUUGCAGAUCCCAACCUUACCGGUCUUGUCAUCGGCGCAGGCGGGUCAGCACGCGCUGCGCUCUUCGCACUCUAUCGUCUCGGCGUAAAGAAAAUUUUGCUCUUCAACCGAACGCUAGCUAACGCAGAGAACCUAGCCAAGCAGGUUCCUGUGGAGUGGAACGUUCAAGUUCUCACCUCCUUAGACGAGAUCGGUUCUCUCCCAGCGGAGCUUGCGCCGUCGGUAGUAGUGUCGAAUAUCCCUGCUGAAGGUGCGACGUUGGAUCCCAACGCCCAGGGACUGAUUCAUCUUCCGGUGGGGAUUUUGAAGAAUCCUGCAGGGGGAGUGGUGAUUGAUAUGAGCUAUAGGCCUUACAGUACGAGCCUUUUGCAGUUGGCUCAGCAGGUGAAUACGGCGGUGGCGGCAGGGAAGAAGUUGUGGUCUGCUAUUCCGGGGAUUACGAUCUUGCUGGAGCAAGGAUGCCAUCAGUUUUUGCGCUGGUCGGGGAGGGAGGCACCGAGGGAGGAGAUUGAGAGGGCUGCUUGGGAGGUUUAUCUCCAGCGCUGA